Messenger RNA from Delphinapterus leucas (beluga whale), 633 nucleotides. The record is from RefSeq and is a predicted model, not a curated record. Lineage: Eukaryota; Metazoa; Chordata; Mammalia; Artiodactyla; Monodontidae.
AUGGGUCAGAUUUGGCCAGAGAGUUUUCAUUUGCUGACUCCUGCAAUAGAUCAUACAGACAUUAAAAUGAUCAUAAAAGGAUAUUAUGAAAAACUUCAUGCCAAUAAACUUAAAAAUUCAGAUGACAUGGACAAAAACACAAGAGUGUGGUUCACUUCGACUGGAGCAGUAACUGUUGAUCAGCCGUCUCCAGGAGACUGUGGGUCUGAAGCAGUGGCAGGAAAAAUCUGGCCCUUGGACCUGGACGAGGUGGAAGCUCUGGAGGAGGUGGACACGCUGGAGCCGGAGGUGGAUUUGGAGCAGUUCCUGCUCCCGGGUAUCAACCAGAUGCUGGAGGACAUCACGGAGCUCACCCGAAAAGCCGGGAGCAUGUGUCUGAGGACCAGGGGCAAGCUGUGGGAGAUGGACCUUCUGCUCAUCCGGAUAAAAACACAGGUGGAGGCCUCGGAGGAUGGCGCCUUGAAUGGGCGUCCCGGUGGGGAGGCUGACGACAGAGUAUCAGAGUUGUGCGAGAAGGCCAAGAAGAUUGAAAAGGUGGCAGAGAUGUUGGUCGAGCUGGUCUGGCGGAUGGAGAAAAGUGAAGUGUCCUGAAGGAGGGUCUCCAGUUCACUGCUAAUGGACUCUGGUCAACUG